Oryza sativa Japonica Group (Japanese rice) is the source of this 1499-nucleotide messenger RNA. The record is from RefSeq and is a predicted model, not a curated record. NCBI's taxonomy places the organism in Eukaryota, Viridiplantae, Streptophyta, Magnoliopsida, Poales, Poaceae.
GCGGCGGCUCCGGCUCCGGCGAGCCCGCUCUUCUUACCUCCGACGAGCCCCUCAUCACUCCGGCGGCCACGAGGCGAGAGCUGAGUGGCGACGCCGGCGAGUCCCCUUCCUCCUCUCCUCGGCCAGCUGCAAAAUCCUUUGUCCGUCACAAUUGCCCAUGGACUCUGCUGUCGAUGGCCCGAGACAACCUCCGGCUAGGGCGGGAAGCCGCCUCUGCACACGCUGCAGCGAGCGGAAGGCUGCCCUCAAGCGUCCCAAAACCCUAGAGCAGUUGUGCCUCUAUGCCCCUCACAUUUUCCGUGUAGUUUGUCCUGAUGUUUCGAGACAAUCCAGGGAAUGCUUCUACAUUGUCUUUGAGGAUGAGAUCCAUCAGACUAUUGUUGAGAAUAAUUUGUUUAAACCUGGUGAUCGUGUGGCCAUUGGAGCUUCUGGUGGUAAAGAUUCAACCGUGCUCGCAUAUGUGCUAUCAGAGUUAAAUCAUCGUCACAAAUAUUGUCUUGAUUUGUUCCUCUUAUCUGUGGAUGAAGGAAUUACUGGUUACAGAGACGACUCACUAGAAACUGUUAAAAGGAAUGAAAUACAGUAUGGCCUGCCAUUGAAAAUAAUUUCUUAUAAGGACCUCUAUGGCUGGACAAUGGAUGAUAUUGUGAAAGCAAUUGGCCUAAAAAAUAAUUGUACCUUUUGUGGUGUUUUUCGACGUCAGGCACUGGACCGAGGUGCUGCUCUCUUAAAAGUUGACAAGAUUGUGACUGGACAUAAUGCUGAUGACAUUGCAGAAACUGUGUUAUUGAAUAUAUUACGUGGUGAUAUUGCACGGUUAAGUAGAUGUACCUUUAUAACUACUGGCGAAGAUGGGCCAAUCCCAAGAUGCAAGCCUUUCAAAUACACCUAUGAGAAGGAGAUUGUUAUGUAUGCAUAUUUCAAAAAGCUGGACUACUUCUCCACAGAAUGCAUAUAUUCACCAAAUGCAUACCGUGGAUUUGCUCGCGAAUUUAUUAAAGAUCUGGAAAGGAUGAGACCUAGAGCUAUACUGGACAUCAUAAAAUCAGGUGAGAAUUUUAGGAUCUCCACAACAACAAGGAUGCCAGAGCAAGGAACAUGUGAACGUUGUGGCUACAUUUCUAGUCAGAAAUUAUGCAAAGCAUGCGUCUUGCUGGACGGAUUGAAUCGAGGCUUGCCAAAACUAGGCAUAGGGAGGACCAAAGGCGUAGCUGGAGGUGAUAGUGACUGUGAGCAGCAGGCCAAACGUCCGGAGAGGAGCAGGUCGAGUCUGCAAGGAAAACAUGGAAACGUCGACUUUUAGAUAUUAUCAGUUUUUUUGCUCAAAGCCUCAAAGGCUUCUGCCGAGAUAUUUUGUUAAAAUGUCAUUGUUGGUUUACUACACCUGGAUCAUUUGACAUGAUUCAGUUGUACAAUCUGACUAUGGGCCUAUUUUUGGGAGCUUCUAGUUAUUACAGUUUCUCUCAAAAUCAGAAGCUUCCCUAAACAGUCUAGCUUUU